This is a messenger RNA of Spizellomyces punctatus DAOM BR117, 4703 nucleotides long. RefSeq lists its product as uncharacterized. Gene Ontology annotation, cellular component: cytoplasm. NCBI's taxonomy places the organism in Eukaryota, Fungi, Chytridiomycota, Chytridiomycetes, Spizellomycetales, Spizellomycetaceae. The transcript is spliced from 14 exons. Bases 12 to 4487 code for a protein of 1491 amino acids. Gene Ontology annotation, molecular function: ATP binding; ATP hydrolysis activity. The record is from RefSeq and is a predicted model, not a curated record.
UUUCAACCUUCAUGCUGCUGCGGGCUCUCGCUCAUAAACAGAGUCCACGCGGCGUCAGCACUUACGCUCACCAUAUAGGGAGGAGAGUCUUUUUCCGUACAAUGUACACCAGGAAGCAGGCUCACAUGCCUGCGACUGCCCUACGGCGGUUGCAACACCUGCAGGCAGCAUUAAACCCUAGAUCCUUAUCAACCUCAGCAAGCCAAGAUUCUUCCACCGGAGGCUUGGAAGACGAUGGGUCCCGCGUGUGCAUUGGGAACGUCUGCGUUCCGGUUGUCGAUGCACAGGCACCACAUAGGGUGCCAAUAGAGAGUCUGUUAGAUCUGACUAGACAGGAUGUCUUGGAACACUUGCAAUGGAUGAUGCGAAAAGACACACUUGGGCAGGACAUGUUCCUUAUUGGACCACCUGGGCCAUUAAAGCGACACCUCGCCUUAACAUACCUCCAUUUAACGAAUCGAGAACACGAGUACGUUGCCCUGCAUCGAGACACAUCAGCGGAGUCUGACCUGAAGCAGCGAAGGGAGAUUGUGCGUGACGCCAGCGGAUCUGGGGGACUUACCGCCGAGUGGGUCGACGGUGUGGCCGUAAGAGCAGCCAUUCAAGGUCGCGUGCUUAUUAUUGAGGGUAUCGAAAAGGCUGAGCGUAAUGUCCUGCCGGUCUUGAACAAUCUUUUGGAAAACCGAGAAAUGAAUUUAGAGGAUGGGCGACAUAUUGUUCAUCAUUCCCGCUAUGACGCCCUCCUCAAAAAUCACACCCGCGAGGAAUUGGAUUCAUGGCAAUUAGUAAGGGCUAGUGAACGGUUCAGGGUCAUUGCAUUAGGCGUACCAAUUCCGCCCUAUCCUGGAAACCCAUUGGAUCCGCCUUUCCGUAGUCGGUUCCAAGUCCGAUACAUUGAGAGCCCCUUUGAUGGUUCCGAGACUAGGAGCCGCUCAGCUGCCCUAAUCGAAGCGGGUGCCUUGGAGGCGGACACGGUAUCUCGUACAAAUGAAUUGCUGAUCAAGCUACGAGAUAUGAUCAAAACCAUCAAGUAUACACAUGAAAUUAAGGACCAGCUAACCAUUUCGGCGAAUGAUGCCUCCAACUCUGCCCUUCUACCACAAUUUCCGCAAACGUCCAUGGGUGGCAUCGUAGACCUUCUCAGAUUAUUUCCUGCAGAGGCUCAGGAUAUCGAAAGUGCUUUGCAAAGAUUUUGGCCGUCGUCCUGGGUCGGCAGUGCUUUGACAAAUGAUCAACUACAAGCCUUUAAAACUCUGUCCACCAAGUUUAACGUUCCCGUUGAAUUACGGGGAGCGAAUGUCAGUCGUAAGUCGUCGUACGAUCUGACAACCGUUACUCGAGGGAGCGCCACCUUCCAAUGGUCAGGUUCGUCGGUAACGUUGCCAGUUACAUUCGGGUCAGCGCCCUUGGUUCCUCUUGCAUCUGGCGAGAUUGGCAGCUACGGCGGUGUGUUUGUGCAUACUCCUCGAUACCGUGACGUUGUAACGCGAAUUGCACAAGCCCAUGCUAUGGGCCGCGACAUUUGUCUGGCAGGACCGAAGGGUAGCGGGAAAACGACAGCGAUUAUGAGAUUCGCUGGACUAUUUGGUUACGAAACCGAGACGGUUCACAUGUAUCGUGAUAUGACCGCGAGGGAUCUUUUGCAGCGGAGGGGCACACGAAGAGAUGGAAGCACAUAUUGGGAAAGCUCCGGCCUAGUUCGUGCGGCUUUGGAAGGCAAAAUUGCAGUUAUUGACGGCUUGCAUUGGGUCCGUGCUGGCACUAUUGCCAGCCUACAACGACUUGUUCAGGAUAGGGAGGCUGUCCUGCCGGACGGUACUUUCCUUACAAGUGCUGAGAACUUUGAAAGCCUCAAGGAGCGCACUGGUUUGUCCUCAGAGCAGCUUGCCGCAAAACGUGUCUUGCCGGUACAUCCUGCAUUCCGUAUUAUCGCUACGGCUAGUGUCCACCUUCAUCACAAAGCUCCUAAGCAAGAGAUGGAGUGGCUCACCGAAGAGGUCGGCGCGAUGUUUCAAUUCCUGGAAGUCGGAGCCAUGGAUGUUCAGGAAGAAGCGGCCUUGUUACGCACAUUGACUCAUUGUCCAGAAGACAAGGCUAGGCAGUUGCUAGACUUUGCUGCACGAUUCCGAAAAUUGGCGGAAGGUGGAGGAUCGGGACACGAAACUGUGUUGGCCAAAUCAACGUCUUUGUCUACUCGGCAGCUUCUGCGGAUCUGUCGUCGUCUGGCCCAAUUCCCAGAUGAGUCCCUUUACACUGCAAUUCACAGAACGUGUCUCAGCCCAUUCCUUCCUCAAUUGGCCCGACAUGCUUUGGAAGAUGUUUUGGCUGAUUCUGGAAUACAACCCAGUGGCAAAAUCGUCAAGUACAGCAUUGAGAAUACACCUGACACACUACGGUUCGGUGACGUUGCCCUUCCCAAAUAUACGAUCCGCCCUGAUGACGUCGAGGCAAAAGCUCUCAUUCCACACACUGCUGAAGGCGGACCUGGAUUCUUUGAUAACGACGUACACACUCGAGUCAUGAGAGAAAUUGCCGUUGACUUUGUUUUGGGCGAACACCUGUUGCUUAUUGGUAACCAGGGUGUCGGCAAAAACAGACUAACGGAUCGGGUAUUGGAGCUAAUUGGACGACCUCGGGAAUACGUCCAGCUGCAUCGUGACACAACUGUACAGUCGCUUACCGUGCAGCCUGUGGUUGAGAAUGGAGUAAUUGUGUACAAAGAUAGCCCACUUGUCCGGGCUGUGAAAAAGGGCCGAGUAUUAAUAGUAGAUGAAGCCGAUAAGGCACCGGUGUAUAUUACAAGCAUUUUGAAGAGCCUGGCGGAAACCGGCGAAAUGCCCCUGACCGAUGGCCGACGUAUCCGGCCGGCACCCCAAGACGAGAGGUUAAUUGAUCCUUCCCGCGAUAUAAUCAUGCAUCCUGAAUUCCGUAUUAUCGUUCUGGCCAACCGUCCAGGGUAUCCUUUCCUUGGCAACGACUUCUUUGGUGCCAUCGGCGAAGUAUUCAGUUGCCACGCCGUGGAGAAUCCUGACCCUGCAUCUGAGCUAUCCCUUCUACGUCAGGCUGCACCAGCUGUUGACCCGGACGUGUUACAACAGCUGGUCCUAGCUUUCGGAGACCUCCGCCAGGCGUUUGAUGACGGACUUGUCGCUUAUCCGUACUCGUUGCGUGAGUUGAUGAACAUCGUCAAGCAUAUGCAGGCCUUCCCUGGAGAACCCUUGGAUCAAAUCUUGAGAAAUGUUUUCGAUUUUGAUGUGCAUCGAAAAGAAUUCUUCGAAGUCUUGGUUGCUGCUUUACGGAAACACGGUUUAAAUGUGUCUGCCGUCGGGUUUCAAGCUGUUAAGAACGGGUCUGGAAUAGGAGGCGAUAAGGAAAAGCAGCUUGAAGUCAAGUGGGAAAAAGGCAAGAAUCGGAUGCCGCCACCGGCUACUGGUCCCAAACAUGGAAAAGUGGAUAACCAACCUCACGUUGGAGGAAACCAAUGGGCUGGUGGAUCCGGCGGAAGUAAUACCGCAGGUAUUGGAGGAAGGGCCGGGCCAUACCGCUUGCACAAGCCGGGGAACCCUAUCGUCCGCCUCCCAGAUGACAUUAAAAAUGAUGUGCCGGAGCACAUCAAAGCCGCCGCACAGCAAAUGGGACGCGAAGCGCUGCGCAAACGAUUGGAAGACAUCAAAAUGAGCGCUCACGAAGCUGGCGUAUAUAAGGAAAUAUACGAAAAUGUCCGACAAGAAAUCAUGCAGUUGAAAGUUAUCUUGGAAGGAGUGCAAGCGAAAGAAAAGGAGCGAACAUGGCUGCAGAAUCAGACAGAUGGAGAAUUGGAUGAAGGGAAGAUUAUCGAAGGUUUAACUGGCGAAACAUCCAUAUACAAACGCCGUGGAGAAGAAACCCCUGAGCAUGGAGCAACGCAAAAGAAACCGAAGCGAUUGAAAUUUGUGUUUGACGUCAGUGCUUCCAUGUAUAGUUACAAUGAGCACGAUGGGCGAUUGAACCGGAGUCUGGAGACUGCGUUGAUGAUCAUGGAAAGUCUUCAGUCACUGGGCGAUAAAUACGUUUAUGAUAUUGUCGGUCAUUCAGGUGAUUCGGAGUGCAUCGAAUUUGUCCUUCCCGGAAAGCCCCCAAAGGAUGAGAUGGAGAGACUGAAAGUCCUUCAAACCAUGAGUGCACAUUCACAAUACUGCUUCUCCGGCGAUACGACACUCAAAGCUACCGAGCGCGCCGUGAAAGACGUCGUCAAAGAGGACGCCGAUGACUACUUUACCCUCAUCCUCUCCGAUGCCAACCUUAGACGUUAUGGCAUACACCCUUCUGCUCUGGCAAAAGUCGUCGAAUCAGAUCCACGAGUAAAUUGCGCCAUUCUAUUCAUUGGUUCAAUUGGUGAAGAGGCCAGAAUACUGACACGAAGUAUGCCACCAGGAAAGGCAUUUGUGGCGCUGAAUACCAGUGACAUACCCAAAAUCAUGAAAGAGAUAUUUACUGCUAUUGCAUGAAAAGCAUAAUAGAGCAGUGGGAUAUAAUACAGAAUCAUUAGAUAGUUGUCUAUGGUAGUUAGAGUGACCCAUCCAUAGAAUGUAUAUCUCAUGGAGUCUUAUCAGGUACAGCGAUGGAAGGGAAGCCAUCUAAUGGAACUUUGAUGAACGGAUGCAAUACAACUUCAUACGCACGACUCAUCACACUUCACAACCCCAACCAUAACGAUAUUGGCC